Molecule: messenger RNA, 5101 nt
Organism: Rosa rugosa (rugosa rose)
Lineage: Eukaryota; Viridiplantae; Streptophyta; Magnoliopsida; Rosales; Rosaceae
Product: serine/threonine-protein kinase VPS15
Exons: 11
Coding region: 152-4819 (1555 amino acids)
Biological process (GO): protein phosphorylation; late endosome to vacuole transport; autophagy of peroxisome
Cellular component (GO): late endosome; phosphatidylinositol 3-kinase complex, class III, type I; phosphatidylinositol 3-kinase complex, class III, type II
Molecular function (GO): ATP binding; protein binding; protein serine/threonine kinase activity
Source: RefSeq, a predicted model, not a curated record
GUCUUUUGUUCUUCUUCUUCUUCUUCUUAGUGUAUUCUACUUGUUCUGAUUUCCCAGUUGACAGCUGGCGCUAUUGAGAUGAAGCAUGGGUGUGGAGAAAAUUAGUUGAAUUGCAGAGAGCUGAUUGAUUGGGAGAGGGAAGGAGGGAGGUAUGGGGAACAAGAUCGCGCGCACGACCCAGGCGUCGGCGUCGGAGUAUUACCUGCACGACCUGCCGUCGUCCUACAACCUCGUGCUGAAAGAGGUUUUAGGUCGCGGACGCUUCUUCAAGUCGAUUCAGUGCAAGCACGACGAGGGUUUGGUCCUCGUCAAGGUCUAUUUCAAGCGCGGCGACUCCAUCGAUCUCCGCGAGUACGAGCGCCGUCUCUUCCAUAUCAAGGAGACCUUUCGCGCCCUCGAUCACCCUCACCUCUGGCCCUUCCAGUUUUGGCAAGAGACGGAUAAAGCAGCUUAUCUUGUGAGACAAUACUUCUUCAAUAAUCUACAUGAUCGAUUGAGCACGCGCCCCUUUCUCAGUCUCAUCGAAAAGAAAUGGUUGGCUUUUCAGUUACUUCUUGCUGUGAAACAGUGCCAUGACAAAGGAAUAUGUCACGGUGAUAUUAAGUGCGAGAAUGUCCUGGUGACUUCUUGGAAUUGGCUCUAUCUUGCUGACUUUGCUUCCUUCAAGCCCACUUACAUUCCGUAUGAUGACCCUUCUGAUUUCUCGUUUUUCUACGACACCGGUGGAAGAAGGCUUUGUUAUCUUGCUCCCGAGAGAUUUUAUGAGCAUGGAGGUGAGAUGCAAGUUGCACAAGAUGCACCAUUAAGACCAUCUAUGGAUAUCUUUGCUGUAGGGUGUGUGAUUGCUGAGCUUUUUCUUGAGGGUCAGCCACUAUUUGAACUCUCUCAACUUCUCGCUUAUCGUAGAGGGCAAUACGAUCCUAGUCAACUUCUUGAAAAGAUACCAGAUUGUGGAAUCCGCAAAAUGAUACUUCAUAUGAUUCAGUUGGAACCAGAGUUGCGACUUUCUGCUGAUAGCUACCUGCAGGAGUAUACAACUAUUGUGUUUCCGAGUUACUUCUCUCCGUUUCUGCAUAAUUUUCAUUGUUUCUGGAAUCCGCUUCAUUCUGAUAUGAGGGUUGCACUUUGCCAGAGUGUUUUUCCUGAGAUACUGAAACAAAUGAUGAGCAAUAGGUCAACUCAGGACGCUAGCACUGGACAUGGAACUCCUUCAAACAUCCAUGCUGCUAGCGGUAAAUCUUCUCAGGACAUGAUUGCAAUGCAGAACAUGAAUUUGACAAAGGGCUCACUGGGAAAGAAAGUAGAUAUGGAUAAAGGUUUCAAGCGCGAUCAAUUUGAACUUCUCGGUGAUAUCAAUACCCUUCUUAGGGAUGUUAAACAAAGUAAUCAUUAUUCUAAUAUGAAGCCAAUGGUGGAGGACAACACUAAUUCUGCAUUUUCCCAGAAUCUUGGAAACUAUGGCAUGCAAUCUCCUGGUGAAUUACUUCAGAAUAUCUCCCAUGCAUUUAGGAGAAAUGAUCAUCCUUUUCUAAAAAAGAUUACAAUGAAUGAUUUGAAUUCAUUGAUGUCCAAGUAUGACAGCCAGUCAGAUACCUUUGGUAUGCCUUUUUUACCAUUACCUGAAGACAGUUUGAGAUGUGAGGGCAUGGUUCUGAUUACCUCUUUGCUAUGUUCCUGCAUACGCAAUGUCAAAUUGCCUCAUUUAAGGAGGAGGGCGAUUCUUUUGCUGAAGUCAUCUGCGUUGUAUAUUGAUGAUGAAAACAGGUUGCAGCGUGUAAUUCCAUAUGUUGUUGCAAUGCUUUCAGAUCAAGCUGCAAUUGUGCGUUGUGCAGCCUUGGAGACGUUAUGUGACAUUCUCCCUUUAGUUCGAGAUUUUCCUCCUAGUGAUGCAAAAAUUUUUCCGGAGUAUAUUCUGCCAAUGCUUUCCAUGCUUCCUGAUGAUACAGAGGAAAGUGUGAGGAUAUGUUAUGCCAGUAAUAUAGCUAAGCUGGCACUAACUGCUUAUGGUUUUUUAGUUCACUCAAUAACCUUGAGUGAGGCUGGUGUGCUUGAUGAAUUAAGUUCUCCAAAGAAGCUACUGGCAUCAUCUAGUGAGACAUCUGGUCAGCUCCACAAGGUAAAUAAUGAUGCACAGCUUGCCCAGUUGAGGAAGUCCAUAGCUGAAGUCAUUCAAGAGCUUGUUAUGGGUCCCAAGCAAACUCCCAAUAUCAGGAGAGCACUCCUUCAGGAUAUCAGCAAUCUAUGCUGCUUCUUUGGUCAGAGACAGAGUAAUGACUUUUUGUUACCCAUUCUCCCUGCUUUUCUGAAUGAUCGAGAUGAGCAGCUAAGAGCAGUAUUCUACGGGCAAAUUGUGUAUGUAUGCUUCUUUGUGGGUCAAAGAAGUGUGGAAGAAUAUCUUUUACCUUAUAUUGAGCAAGCUGUAAGUGAUGCUACAGAGGCUGUUAUUGUCAAUGCAUUGGACUGUUUGGCCAUUUUGUGCAAAAGUGGUUACCUGCGCAAGAGGAUACUCCUGGAAAUGAUUGAGCGUUCAUUUCCAUUGUUAUGCUAUCCUAGUCAAUGGGUAAGAAGGUCGGCUGUGAGUUUUAUUGCAGCCAGCAGUGAUUGCUUGGGUGCAGUAGAUUCCUAUGUAUUCCUUGCUCCUGUUAUUCGUCCGCUUCUUCGUAGACAGCCAGCAUCUCUAGCUUCUGAGAAGGCUCUCCUUUCCUGUUUGAAGCCUCCUGUCUCAAGACAGGUAUUUUACCAAGUUCUAGAAAAUGCAAGGAGUUCAGACAUGUUGGAAAGACAGAGAAAGAUAUGGUACAAUUCUUGGCCUCAAUCUAAACAAUGGGAAAGUGUGGAUUUACUUCAUAAAGGGGUUGUCGAAUUGAAUUCGAUGAGGAGCUGGACAGACGACCAAGAAAGUCCCGAGGGUCAAAAACAUUCUGGAAAUGAAUUGCAACAGGGCAAGCUAACUGAAUGUGAUGAUGGUGAGGCCAAGUUUGGAUGUAUGGGAAGCUUUACGCGCAAUGCUUCGAGCACAGUUGACAUUCAUGAUCCUUUAUCCUCUGAAAAGUUGCAGUAUUCGGGCUUUAUGUGGCCACAGGGAAGUACCGUGAAUAGCUUCAUGUGUGAUAAAUCAUCAGUAGGGAUACCUUUGUACUCAUUUAGCAUGGACAGGCGAGCAGUGGGAGUUCCUCCUGCUCCAUCUGACUCUUCAUUACAAGUGAAUUCUGUGGGAGUUGGUGCAUCAUCUAUGCCAUGGAUGGAUCCAGUAAAUAAAUCUUUUAGUUUAGCUAGUUCUGUUCCAGCACCCAAGCUCGUGUCAGGAUCAUUCAACAUCAGCAGUGGUUCUAAACAAUUCUACAGAGUAGUACAUGAACCAGAUGGUAGGGAUAACGACCAAACAACCUUUGUCAAUAGUAAGUUUCAAGAUAUGGGGUUAUCUAGUGCUACAAAAGCAAGUUCUAUUACUGUGGAAGAUGCAUCCUCCACAAGUGAUCUAACAGGAUUGCCCUCUUCUACAAGAGCUUCAUCAAUUCCAGAUUCUGGUUGGAGGCCUCGUGGGGUUUUGGUUGCACACUUGCAAGAGCACCGGUCUGCUGUGAAUGACAUAGCCGUAUCAACUGAUCAUAGCUUCUUUGUGAGUGCAUCUGAUGAUUCCACUGUCAAGGUAUGGGAUUCGAGAAAGUUGGAAAAGGACAUCUCAUUUAGGUCAAGAUUGACUUAUCAUCUGGAGGGAAGCCGUGCACUAUGUUCUGUAAUGCUCCGGGGCUGCGCUCAAGUUGUAGUUGGAGCAUGUGAUGGCAUGAUACAUAUGUUUUCUGUUGAUUACAUUUCCAGAGGUCUCGGUAAUGUAGUUGAGAAGUAUUCAGGUGUUGCUGAUAUCAAGAAGAAGGACACUAAAGAAGGGGCAAUACUUAGCCUUUUGAAUUUCUCUGCUGACAACUAUGCAAAUCAGAUGGUUAUGUACAGCACCCAAAAUUGUGGGAUCCAUCUUUGGGAUAUAAGAACGAAUUCAGAUUCUUGGACAUUGAAAGCAACUCCGGAGGAGGGCUAUGUAUCUUCCCUAGUAACAGGCCCUUGUGAAAAUUGGUUUGUGUCAGGAUCUUCACGGGGUGUGCUCACUCUUUGGGAUAUGAGGUUCCUUAUUCCUGUGAAUACAUGGCAGUAUUCUGCUGUUUGCCCCAUAGAGAAAAUGUGUCUUUUCCUUCCUCCUCCAAAUGCUUCUGUUUCUGCUUCUGCAAGGCCCCUUGUUUAUGUUGCUGCAGGUUGCAAUGAAGUUUCUCUUUGGAAUGCAGAAAAUGGCACCUGCCACCAGGUGUUGAGGGUUGCGAGUUAUGAAAGUGAUGCUGAAAUGUCUGAGGUGCCUUGGGCCUUGGCGAGAUCAUCGACUAAAAAUUCCAAAGCGGAUAUGAGACGGAAUGUCAAUCCUCAUUACAGAGUUGAUGAACUGAAUGAACCACCUCCUCGCAUUCCUGGCAUCCGUUCAUUGCUUCCCUUACCUGGGGGUGAUUUGUUAACUGGGGGAACCGACUUGAAGAUACGUCGAUGGGAUCAUUACAGCCCUGAUCGAAGUUACUGUAUUUGUGGGCCAAACUUGAAGGGUGUUGGAAAUGAUGAUUUCUAUGGAACACGGUCUAGCUUUGGUGUGCAAAUUGUGCAGGAGACAAAGAGACGGCCUCUAACAACAAAGUUGACAGCCAAGGCAGUUCUUGCAGCUGCUGCCACUGAUACUGCUGGCUGCCAUCGUGAUUCAAUCCUUUCAUUGGCCUCUGUUAAGUUGAAUCAAAGACACCUAAUAUCAAGCAGUAGAGAUGGGGCAAUCAAGGUCUGGAAGUGAUCUGACAUUAUCAUAGACCCUUGUUAUUAUCUAAUGUACAUACUUAGCAUCAAUGCUAGUCAAGUUUGUAUAUUGUAGUUAACACAUAACAAAGCUUCAACAGUCAAUCAAGUAUUGCCUAAGGUAGAUAUAUUAUGGCUCAUUACCCGUACUUGGAUUUAGAGUUUGUAACGUGUAGGAAUAGACUUGUAUCACCCGCUGUACAUAUCUCACUUGAUACCGUCUCAAUUGAUAAAUGUAGAUUUAUAAAAAUUGUUGAGUACGGCAUAUUUUGUGCUUCCA